GUUUGUGUUUCUGAAAAGCGGCUCUGACCUAUUUUCACUGUCAAAUUAUUUGAACGCAAUAACACGCCUAUGCGGUGUUUAUCUCAUUAAGGGUGUUCUGUGUCGUAUAAAAACACAUUUUAAUCAAAACGUUUUUAUUUGUACUUUUAUUUUUAAUGUAUCCUCGUGACGUCUAAACUGCGCCAAAGCCCCCAAAUGGCAGCCUGCUGCCUGAGCCGUUAGUUAAUUUAAAAACAGACAACUUAAUUUAUUGUUUUGAUACAGACUUCCCCGCGGACCCCGCGUUGACACAAACUUAGUGAUGGGUUCGAAGUCACGACGUCGGUCCAGAUCCAAGUCCACGAGCCGGAGCCGGGACCGGCGGAACCGGUCCAGAGUAAGCAGGUCCCGAUCCCCGGAGGAGAGGAGAGGCCGCAGCCGGUCUGCGGACAAGAAAAGAGCCGCUCGUGGUCGCGGUAGGUCGGGCAGCAGCGGGAGCAGCAACAGCUCUGCUGGCCGCCGGCGGCCUGCGCUCAGAGGCCGUGCGGCCUCCAGGAGCAGCUCCGAGAGCGACAGGAGGCGAGGAGCACCGCGGCCACGGAGCAAGUCCAGAGGGCGGUCGUCAAGCUCUGAUUCAGAUGAUCCCAAAGCCAGCAGCAGCAGGAGGAGGGGAAAGUCUCAAGAGGGGAGACGGGGAAGAUCCCAGCACAGCUCUAACUCCCGUGAUGGAAGCAGCGACAGAGAAAGAAGGAGACAGAGAAGUCCUGACAGAGGGAGCCCAUUUAGAGACAGACAGAGGCGGGACAGAGACCGAGAGAGAAGGGAGAGCAACAGCAGAGACAGGGAAAGAAAAAGAGAUGGAGACAAAAGCCAGGAGCGAAGUAAGAGGAGCGAAGACAGGGAUGAAGGGAGGAGUGUGAGAAGCAGAGAGAGCGCCGUCAGAGACAGAAGGCGGCAGCGCUCUAGUUCACCCGAGUCGUCUGAUAGCUCAGGGUCAGACCGCGGGGUCCGUGAAGCCAAAGAAAAGGAAAACAAGAAAAAACAGAGGGAGAUGUUGAAAGCUUUGGAGACGCCAGAGGAGAAGAGGGCCAGGAGGCUGGCAAAGAAGGAGGCAAAGGAGAAGAAAAGAAGAGAAAAGAUGGGCUGGAGUGAGGAGUACAUGGGAUACACCAACGCAGACAAUCCCUUUGGGGACAACAACUUACUGGGCACAUUCAAAUGGCAGAAGGCGUUGGAUAAGAAAGGCAUCGGCCAUCUCGGAGAAAAAGAGCUCAAAGAUAGGAACAAGUGUAUUCAGGAGGAGAACCGCAGAGAGCUGCAGAAGGUUAAACAGCUGCGUCUGGAGAGGGAGCGAGAAAAGGCAAUGAGAGAGACGGAGCUGGAGAUGCUGCAGAGGGAGAAGGAGGCUGAGCAUUUCAAAACCUGGGCUGAACAGGAAGACAACUUCCAUUUGCAUCAGGCCAAACUAAGGUCCAAGAUUAGAAUCCGUGACGGUCGUGCCAAGCCCAUUGACCUGUUGGCAAAGUACAUCAGUGCAGAAGAUGACGAUCUUGCCGUGGAGAUGCAUGAGCCUUAUACUUUUCUUAACGGGCUAACAGUCACCGACAUGGACGACCUGCUGGAGGACAUCAAGGUGUACAUGGAGUUGGAGCAAGGGAAGAAUGUGGACUUCUGGAGAGACAUGACGACAAUCACAGAGGACGAGAUCAGCAAACUGAGAAAACUGGAGGCCUCUGGGAAAGGACCAGGUGAUCGUCGUGAGGGUAUCAACACAGCUGUGAGCACUGACGUACAGACAGUGUUUAAAGGAAAGACAUAUAGCCAGUUGCAGGCGCUGCACCUGAACAUCGAAACUAAGAUCCGAGCCGGAGGCUCCAACCUUGAUAUUGGUUACUGGGAGAGUCUGCUGCAGCAAGUCAGAGUCUACAUGGCCAGAGCAAGGUUGAGAGAGCGACACCAGGAUGUGCUGCGUCAAAAGCUGUUCAAGCUGAAACAAGAACAAGGAGUGGAAAGCGAGCCUUUGUUCCCCAUCAUCAAAGAGGAGGCGAGAAGUGACGAAGAAGAGGAAAGAGCAGAUGAGCAAACAAGGACCGAAGAGCCUGGCCAGUCUUCAUCCUCCUUCACAAAAUAUAGGAGCAGAGAAACUGAAGAAGAGGAGGCAGGUCCAUCAACAUCCACGGCAGGAAACCAGGAUGAGGAUGGAGGAGAAAAGGGUGACAAGAAGGAUGAAGAGGAGAAAGGCGAGGUGGUGGAGGCCGUGUUAACGGAGGAGGACUUAAUCCAGCAGAGCCAGGCGGAGUACGACUCCGGCCGUUACAGUCCGACGCUGCUCACAUCCUCCGAGCUGCCACUGGACUCGCACACAAUCACACCGGAAGAGGACCUACACAGGCUGCAGUUAGCGCGCAGACAGUUGCAAGUCACCGGUGAUGCCAGCGAGAGCGCGGAGGACGCCUUUGUACGUCGUGCCAGAGAGGGCAUGGGCAACGACGAGGCUCAGUUCAGCGUUGAGUUUCCCGUCACGGGGAAGAUGUACCUGUGGGCGGACAAAUACCGUCCCAGGAAGCCCCGCUUCUUCAACAGGGUCCACACGGGUUUCGAGUGGAACAAAUACAACCAGACACAUUACGACUUCGACAACCCUCCGCCUAAGAUUGUUCAAGGUUACAAGUUCAACAUCUUCUACCCGGACCUGAUCGACAAGCGCUCCACCCCGCAGUACUUCCUCGAGCCGAGUCCUGACAACAAGGACUUUGGGAUUUUAAGGUUCCACGCAGGCCCUCCAUACGAGGACAUUGCCUUUAAGAUUGUAAACAGGGAGUGGGAGUACUCGCACCGACACGGCUUCCGCUGUCAGUUCGCCAACGGCAUCUUCCAGCUGUGGUUCCACUUCAAGAGAUAUCGCUACAGGAGAUAGAGGCCACAUACCAAGAUGGACCAAGAGCCCAGUCACUGGGUAUUAACCAUACACAGUAUAUUAUAUAGGCUGUGCAGUCACUGUUCUUUGUUGUAUUGUUUUUUUUAGGCUGCUCUUACACCAGAAAAAAGCCGUUUGUUAAAGCUACAAAUCACUCGAUGUGUAGCUGAAUUGAAUUGCAAUGCAGUUUGAAAAUUACUCAUUAAAGAUUUUUUCCCCUACUUUUUACU
Messenger RNA from Larimichthys crocea (large yellow croaker), 3126 nucleotides. RefSeq names its product cactin (gene cactin). The record is from RefSeq and is a predicted model, not a curated record. Gene Ontology annotation, cellular component: spliceosomal complex; cytoplasm. Gene Ontology annotation, molecular function: protein binding. Bases 302 to 2896 code for a protein of 864 amino acids. The transcript has 11 exons. Lineage: Eukaryota; Metazoa; Chordata; Actinopteri; Sciaenidae. Gene Ontology annotation, biological process: negative regulation of innate immune response; mRNA cis splicing, via spliceosome.